GUGGGUAGUGACAGACUCGACCAAGGAAUCGGUGGCAGCUUCCAGCUCCCAGACCUCCACUGCUUGUUUCGGCGUGUGCUCGCUCUCUCGCUCUCUCGCUCGACCGCCCGGUGGCUUUUUAACUCGCCCUUCGUGCCCAGCGACUUCGGGAAUGUUCCUGUACUUUUGCCCGCCCUCCCUUGUUGGAAUAUCCGAGUGUGCGUUGACGCGGUGGAGGGUUUGAUUUGAGCCGCUGCUUUGCGAGGAUGCGUAAACCUUGACCGGGGGAAAAUCAGCGGCUGCUUUUAACAAGAAGACAGAGACGGGCCAGGACAGCAACAUCAACAAAAGAAAGUUUCCUUUUGAAAAAGAAAGCACAGUCGUUUUACAAUAUCUGUCGUCUGCCGAAGAAAUAUUAUCAGCAACUGGAGGACGGAAUUAGCUCAGUGGCUAGGAAGUAGCUCGCGAGAGAGAACACCGCUGGGGAUAAAAAAAAAAGAACUUAAACACAGAAAAGGAAGAGAGGAAGAGAGGAAGAGGGAGACAGCUGCAUUUACAAGGCAUUUGACAUUUUGACGUCUUUGCUUUGAAACUAACAAGGAGAGGGACGAUCAGACUGAACUUUCGACACACACCGUGGGAUUUGUGAGGGAUUCGGCUGCAUAAGUGGGAGAAUGCAGCCCCGCUGAUUUAUGCUUGAACUGAGAGGGAAAGGAGUUCAAAGAAGUCGCUAGGUUUCAGCAGCUGAAUGUCUAUCAAGCGCCUUUCACUUAAUCAGAUGCAACAAGAGGUGAAGCUGCAACAGAGCAGAUUGAACUGAGCGAAGGAAGAAGUAGAAGCGAUCGACGGACGAAUGCAGUUGCACACCAUGGGUUCUGAAGGCAGCCUGCUGCUGCUGGCCGUGAUACCAGUGCUGCUGAUGCCAAGCGUCCUCGCCAGCUGUCCCUCGAUGUGUCGAUGUGACAAUGGGUUUGUCUACUGCAACGACCGGGGCUUGAUGUCCAUUCCCCCCAAGAUCCCCGAGGACUCCACGACGCUCUUCCUCCAGAACAACAGGAUCAAUAACAUCGGGAUUCCCGUGCAGCUGAAACACCUCCUGAGCAUAGAGGUGAUCUACCUGUAUCAAAACACGUUGGAUGAGUUCCCCGUCAACCUGCCCAAAUCUCUGAGAGAACUUCACCUCCAGGACAACAACAUCAGGGCUGUCACCAGAGAUGCGCUCUCGAGGAUUCCGCUGUUGGAGAAGUUGCAUCUGGACGAUAACUCUGUUUCCACGGUUAGCAUUGAGGAAGACGCUUUUGCCGACAGUAAACACCUCCGAUUGCUCUUUCUCUCCAGGAACCAUCUCAGUAGCAUCCCCAGCAAGCUCCCCACGACCCUGGAGGAGUUGCGGCUGGAUGACAACCGCAUUGCCACCAUUCCCCAGUACGCCUUCAAGGGCUUGGUGAACCUGCGGCGCUUAAUCCUGGAUGGCAACCUGUUAGCCAACCAAAGGAUAGCCGACGAGACCUUUAGCCGACUGCAGAACCUGAGCGAGCUCUCGCUGGUCAGGAACUCUUUGGUCUUCCCACCGCCGAAUCUGCCCGGUUCGAACCUGCAGAAGCUCCACCUGCAAGACAACCUCAUCAGCUACAUCCGGCCAAAUGCCUUUGCAAAAAUGCGACAACUCCAACGUUUGGACAUGUCCAACAAUAACCUCACGUCUUUGCCCAAAGGAGUCUUUGAUGACCUGGAGAGCUUAAGUCAGCUCUUCUUACGGAAUAACCCCUGGCACUGUGGCUGCAGAAUGAUGUGGCUUAGGGACUGGAUGAGAACGACUGCGUUUCAUGUCAACGUGCGAGGGCUGAUGUGCCAAGGGCCAGAUAAAGUCCGAGGAAUGGCCAUCAAAGACAUCAACGCAGAGAUGGACGAGUGUUUCAAAAUCACUUUGCAAGGCAGCGAUGCGUUGGUGAAAACGACCCCAAUCGUGCACACAUUGUCGGCCACUCAAGGACUGCAGUUCACGUACAGACCAAGGCAGCCGAACUUCAAGCCUCCAGGUUUGGGAGCAGACAAUCUGCUGCCGGGCGGGGGGUCAACCUCCAAGUCGUUGGUGAUCAAAGUGGUGCCCUUGACCGCUGACAGCAUCCGUAUCACAUGGAGAACCAAGCUACCAGUCACCUCCUACAGGCUCAGCUGGUUGAGGUUAGGCCACAGCCCCUCGGUGGGCUCCAUCACUGAAACGCUGGUACAGGGAGACAGGAAUGAGUACCUGCUCACAGCCCUUGAGCCCAAGUCAAGCUACAUCAUAUGUUUGGUCACGAUGGAGACCGCGAAUAUCUACACGCACGACGAGACUCCAGUCUGCACGAAAGCCGAGACGGGCGAUCUGUACAGUCCCACCACAACGUUAAACAGGGAGCAGGAGGAAUCGGACCAAGCUAGUCUUCCGCUGGCCGGUAUAAUAGGGGGCGCAGCAGCCUUGGUCUUCCUCAUCGUCGCCCUCGCCGCCUUCUGCUGCUACGUCAACAACAACAGGAGCGUGUUUUCCCAGGACCAGGCGUACAGCAGAGGUUGCAGGAAGAAGGACGAUUACGCGGAAGCAGGGACAAAGAAAGAUAACUCCAUUUUAGAGAUCCGAGGGGGUGGCUUUCAGAUGAUUCCCCUCAACAAUCAGCAACAGCGGCCAAAGGAGGACUACAUAAUACACACCAUAUUCCCAUCGAACGGGACCCAUCUUUACAAGAGCCCCCACAGUACGGCACUCAGUACUAACCGCGGUUACAGAGACGGUGGGAUACCAGACGCGGAAUAUUCUUACACGUGAUGGGAGAGAUUCCCAAUCCCGCCCCCCAAUAUCCACUGCACUGCAAACCAAACUACAGAACAAAAAAAAAUGUUUAGGGAUUAAAAAAACACACACAAAGUACCAGCAGACGACGAUGCUGGGAACCAUAUUUUGUACAUUUGUCACAUAAUUUAUAUUUAAUACACUUAAGUGAAUAUUAAGGGGGAAAAAAAAACGCUGGACAAUUAGAAAGAAAAAACACAGCUACCUAAUUGUGAACGAGCCACAUUUUUUUUCCUGCAUUUUAGAUAGAAUUGGGACAGAGUAAUGAGGCAAUAUAACGACCCCAAACUCCUUUAGAGUCUGACAUAAAAGCAUCCUUCAUACUUUAUUGUAACACGUCUCAUGCUUGAGAAAGACUGAAGGAAUAUCAAAGGGUCACCUGAAGCAAACCAAUUGGCUGCCGCG
Molecule: messenger RNA, 3214 nt
Organism: Callorhinchus milii (elephant shark)
Lineage: Eukaryota; Metazoa; Chordata; Chondrichthyes; Chimaeriformes; Callorhinchidae
Product: leucine-rich repeat transmembrane protein FLRT1
Exons: 4
Coding region: 833-2785 (650 amino acids)
Molecular function (GO): protein binding
Source: RefSeq, a predicted model, not a curated record